CCUUCUCGGCACCUCCUCUCUGGAAAGCACCCGUUACACGCAUCUUCUCGUCGUUUCGAGCCAGCUAUGCAAAUGCAGGUGGUUCCAACAGACCCAUCAAAGAGCAUUUCGUGGCUGAUAAGAAAAGAGAGGCCAAAGAUCGUCAAGCGGCAUAUGACAGGAAAACAUAUCAACGCAGACGAGAAGACCCUGAACAAUGGACUGAAUUCGCACUAGCGCAGAGACAAACUUAUCAGAUACGAAGUCGCAGCGAUUCUGAGUACGUCGAGAAAAGGCGAGAGCGAAGUCUUUCGCACUACCAUAUAAAGACCGCUACAGACCCCCUGUAUCCUCUAAAGCGGAAGAUCUACUACUGGACGGAUUUUCUUUGGGUCCGGCGCGUUUGUGCAAGUUGUAGAAACUUCAGGAUAGAUGGUCUCAAGUUAUGGUGGCAGCGUCGCACUGCUUCGGACCCACCGUUGUAUGAUUGUCCAAGGUGUCUUCUAAAGACUUGGCCUUUGUUUAUGCCUGAAGGCUAUGAGGAUGUUU
Messenger RNA from Aureobasidium vineae, 528 nucleotides. The record is from the annotation of a GenBank genome assembly. NCBI's taxonomy places the organism in Eukaryota, Fungi, Ascomycota, Dothideomycetes, Dothideales, Saccotheciaceae.